CUUGGUUAACGACUAGAAAUACAUGUCUGAAGAUAGUUGGAUUAUUGAGCUUUUAAAGAAAGAAGCAAAAGAGAAAGAAAUAGAAUCAGAAAGGAUUGGAAUAAAGGCAUUUCUUAAAAAGAAAAGAUCAAAAACAUUAUCACAAGGACCAAAUAAGGAGUUUUUAACAAGAAUAAUUAAGGAUACGGAUUCUCAUAAUGAAGCACUUAUUAGAAAAGAAAUGUUUCGUGCGAAAAAACGGUUAGGAGAACUGUAUUAUUGCAAAUCAGGAGGGGAUAAGGUGAUAAAGGAGAAUGGAGAGACAAGGAAAUCAAGAAGAAAAGAAGAAAAAAAGAAUUUUGAAGCGAAUUUAUUAGAUAAUAAUGAAUCAGAAAAAAAAAACAAGAAAAAAAGAAUUUUAUAUUGAAUAAGGAGAAAUUGUAACAAAAUUUUCUAAAUAUAAGAAGUUAUUC
Molecule: messenger RNA, 452 nt
Organism: Pneumocystis carinii B80
Lineage: Eukaryota; Fungi; Ascomycota; Pneumocystomycetes; Pneumocystales; Pneumocystaceae
Exons: 3
Coding region: 23-406 (127 amino acids)
Source: RefSeq, a predicted model, not a curated record